Apus apus (common swift) is the source of this 7291-nucleotide messenger RNA. RefSeq names its product erythrocyte membrane protein band 4.1 (gene EPB41). The record is from RefSeq and is a predicted model, not a curated record. Gene Ontology annotation, molecular function: actin binding; structural molecule activity. Gene Ontology annotation, biological process: cortical actin cytoskeleton organization. Lineage: Eukaryota; Metazoa; Chordata; Aves; Apodiformes; Apodidae. The transcript has 25 exons. Gene Ontology annotation, cellular component: plasma membrane; cytoskeleton. Bases 119 to 3526 code for a protein of 1135 amino acids.
UAGCUGGAACUGUUAUUAACCAGUGCCUCUUCUCCUUUCUCCUCUCUGUGCUGCCCCACGAUGGAUUUUGGUGCUUUGCCUUCGUGCUCUGCCCGGCUGCCUCAUCUCUGGCAUCAACAUGACGACAGAGAAGAGCCCAGCGGCGGACGCCGACAGCUCGGGGCAGCAGCAAGCCAAGGAGGAGGAAGGAGCUGCUGAAGCACAAAAGCAAGAGGCUUCCCUCGAGGAAGGGGCUCAGCAGAGGUCGGAGGGGCAGAAGCAAAAGGCCUCCAACGGCGACACACCCACGCACGAGGAGCAGAGCAAGAAGGAGCGACGCACCUCCGAGGGCCGCGGCCUCUCCCGCCUCUUCUCAUCCUUUCUCAGGAGGCCCAAGUCUCAGGUGUCCGAAGAGGACAAAGACACUGAUGCUACUAAAGAGGCAGGAGGUGACCAGAAGGACCCGGGGUUAGGAGCCAGCCCUGAUGAGGACGUCCUGGUGAAAGCCCCAAUUGCAGCUCCUGAGCCUGAGCUGAAAACCGACCCAUCGCUAGAUCUGCAUUCCUUGAGCAGUGCAGAAACACAACCUGCACAGGAGGAGAGAAGGGACGAGCAGGAGCCAGACAGCAGAGAGCUCGGGGGCAAGGAAGGAGGGGAAGCCAAGGAAGAAGGAGCCAAACCAGAGCCAAAACAAGAGACUCCAGAGACCAAAGCUGAGAAGGAUUUGAAAGCUGCCCAGAGAGCAGUAAAAAGACACAGAAACAUGUACUGCAAAGUCGUCUUGCUGGAUGACACCAUUUUUGAGUGCUCUGUGGAUAAACAUGCCAAGGGGCAGGAUCUACUGAAAAAAGUCUGUGACCACCUCAAUCUGCUGGAAGAAGACUACUUUGGGUUGGCCAUAUGGGACACACCAACCUCCAGGACAUGGCUGGAUCCUGCCAAAGAAAUAAAAAAGCAGGUUCAUGGAGGCCCCUGGGAUUUCACCUUCAAUGUCAAGUUCUACCCCCCCGAUCCCGCGCAGCUGACAGAGGACAUAACCAGGUAUUAUUUGUGUCUUCAGCUCAGGCAGGACAUCAUGUCAGGGCGGCUGCCCUGUUCCUUUGCAACUUUGGCUCUUUUGGGAUCAUACACAGUCCAGUCUGAACUGGGAGACUAUGACCCUGAUCUCCACAGCCCAGAUUACAUCAGUGAAUUCAAAUUGGCCCCAAACCAGACAAAAGAGCUGGAGGAGAAGGUGGUGGAGCUUCAUAAAACAUACAGAUCCAUGACUCCAGCCCAAGCAGACCUGGAAUUUCUUGAGAAUGCAAAAAAGCUGUCUAUGUAUGGAGUUGACCUUCACCAAGCCAAGGACUUGGAAGGAGUGGAUAUCACUCUGGGAGUCUGUUCCAGUGGCCUUCUUGUUUACAAAGACAAGCUGAGAAUCAACCGCUUCCCGUGGCCCAAAGUCCUGAAGAUUUCCUACAAGCGCAGCAGCUUCUUCAUCAAGAUUCGUCCAGGGGAGCAAGAACAAUAUGAAAGUACAAUUGGGUUCAAGCUACCAAGUUACCGGGCAGCAAAGAAGCUGUGGAAAGUCUGUGUUGAACAUCACACGUUUUUCAGGCUGACAUCCACCGAGGCCAUCCCAAAGAGCAGGUUCCUGGCCCUGGGCUCCAAGUUCCGCUACAGCGGCCGGACGCAGGCGCAGACCCGGCAGGCGAGCGCCCUGAUCGACCGGCCCGCACCCCAGUUUGAGAGGACGGCCAGUAAGAGAGCCUCCAGGAGCCUGGAUGGAGCUAAACGUGCGACUCAAAAAGUUGAGUUCAGAGCCCUAGAGGAAGAGAAGCAGGAGGUGGAGGUGGUGGUUGAGGUUCCUGAACCAAAACCCGUGGAUCAGAUCCGAGAGAAGCCAGCCAAACACGUUCUUGAAACUUUUGAAAUGAAACCCAUUGCAGAGGAGGAAGAGGAGGAGGAGAAGGUAGAGGUGGUUAAGGUUCCUGUUGCUGAGCCAAAGUUCCUGGAGCCACGGUCAGCCAAACCUGCUCUUGGCAAUGUUGAGAUAAACCCAAUUGAAGAGGAGGAGGAAGAAAAAAUGGUGAUGAGGAGAGGACUAGAGGCGGUCCCACAGGAGCCAGCAGUGGCCGUGAUAACCCCCGAGAAGAGUCCCCGUCCCACCUCUGCCCCAGCCAUCGCUCAGACCCACGUUGCAGAACCAGCCUCAGCUAAAUCCACCCUGAAGGAUGUGGUCAUUGCCUCUAAAGUAGAAAAAGAAACAGUAAAACAUGAUGUGAGGCGUGAAGAAAUCCCACUGGAGAAAGCCAAGGUGGAGGCAGCUGAUGCUUCAAAGGUGAGGAAAACCCACAUUGAGGUCACAGUACCCACCACGAAUGGUGACCAGCCCCAGCAGCAGCCUGCAGAAAAAGAGGAAGAGCUGAUAAGAAUGAGGAAGAAGAGAUCAAAGAGGCUAGAUGGUGAAAACAUUUAUAUCAGGCAUAGCAAUUUAAUGUUGGAGGAUCUCGAUAAGACCCAAGAAGAAAUCAAGAAGCAUCACGCCAGCAUCAGUGAGUUGAAGAAGAACUUCAUGGAAUCCGUCCCGGAGCCUCGGCCGAGUGAAUGGGACAAACGUUUGUCCACUCACUCCCCGUUCCGAACCCUCAACGUCAACGGGCAGAUUCCCACGGGAGCGGAUGGAAAAAUGAGUGACUUUCCCUCCAGAGAGGAUGAUGUGGCUGCAGUGCCAGAGAGGAGCAGUGUUAACUCUGACGUGGCGUGGGAGGGCUCAAAGCAGUCGGUAGCUUUUAGUGGGACCCCAGUGCCACCCACCACCUCCCAGCCUUCUUCUCCCAGCCAUCACUUCGCUGCUUCUUCCCUAAGCAGUGAGGAGGAGGAGGAGGAGGCAGCUCCCAGCCUCCCCACGAGCGUGGAGGACCUGAGCUGCGGAAAGGGGGUUUGUGCGGAUGCGGAGAAGGACUCGGAGCUCUCUGAGCUGGAGCCCCCCGCCAGCCCUGCCACCCCUCCCAGGCAGCUCUGGGGAGGAGAGGAGGAGGAGGAGGAGGUGGCAGAGGAUGGUGAAGACAGAUUUACCUUUAGAAAGCUAAAUGGGGAGUGUCCUGAGCUGGCUGUUCCCGCCGGGCUGUCGACACUCAUCCGCUGCUUCCAGCCACCACUAGUGAAGACCCAGACUGUCACCAUCUCCGACGUGUCCAGUGCUGUCAAGAGCGAGAUUCCCACAAAAGAAGUCCCCAUUGUCCACACAGAGACAAAGACCAUCACCUACGAAGCUGCACAGACAGAUGGUGGCAAUGGAGAUCUAGACCCUGGCAUCCUGCUGACUGCCCAGACCAUCACUUCAGAAACCACCAGCAGCACCACCACCACCCAGAUCACAAAGACUGUGAAGGGUGGCAUUUCAGAGACACGGAUUGAGAAGAGGAUUGUCAUCACAGGAGAUGCAGAUGUAGACCAUGACCAGGUUCUAGCACAGGCAAUAAAGGCAGCCAAGGAGCAGCACCCGGACAUGUCAGUGACCAAAGUGGUUGUGCACCAGGAGACUGAGAUUGCAGAGGAGUAGAGAGCCCAUGUAAGCAGGGAGACCACCUAGGAGUGAGUGGAAGUGUUCCUGCCAGGCACGGUGCCAGGAAGAAGAAACCCAGCAAAACUACCAAGAAACUACCUGGAGCACAAAGACCUCGGAUUACAAGACUUGACACUCAGAGAGACAUUCAUAUCAUUUAUUAGGAGUUGUGCUUUGACAUUUUACUUGGGAUUUUUUUUUUUUUUCCAGAUUCCACUGGAUCCUAUUGGAUAUAGAUUUUUUAUAUAUAUAUAUAUAUAUAGUGACAAAAUUAUGCCAUAUUUCUAACUGUACUGAAUAUUUUUUACAGGGUUUUUUUUUUUUUUUUCAAUUUUGCAUUCCCUCUUCAGCCACAGACCCCAACACACCUCCCAGGGCUCCAAGGGUCACUGUUUAUUAUCUUUUUUUUAUUUAAAUCCUAUUCCCUCCUUCUCAUCAGGGAUAACGGGAGACAAGCCACGUAUUCCCAGCACAGGCAUCCCUUCAAAUCAAGAAGCCCGUGGGUCCUUCUGCCAGGAAGAACCAGUUUGAAAACAAAAAGUCAGACUUAGUUUUGUGCAGCGUUUCUGAUUGAUGAUGAUGAUGAUGAUGAUGAAUAAUUCUAUUUUUAGCUCUAGGAAGCUUGAGACUCCGGCCGCGAUUCCCGGGGCGCGGGGCUGAGCUGCUGCCUUUGCUCCCAGUUCCCUCCCCUACUGGGUUUCAGGCCCCUCCCCGUGUGAGCACAAGUAGGGUUUUGUGGUGUAGCCUGUGCACACAUCUUCCUAGCUGGCUAGAUUAUUAUUAUUAUUAUUAUUUUUUAAGGACUACUGGAAGUUGCUUCAAGUAUCUUAUACUGUGAAUUUUUAGAGCUUUAAGAGGGCUGUGCUAGCACCUCCCCUUCCUCCUGUGUGUCCCUGCUGAGUGCUGCCUGCCCCUCUGUGUUUGCUAGAUGCCAUUAAAUUAAAAAAAAAAAAAAGAAGCCCUUAGAAGCGUGUGUUUAAGGCUUUUUAAAAUUUUUUUUUUGGACUCUGGGUGCUGUUAAAAAUUAGGCUUGUGCAGCAUUCACAGUAGCUGGUUUUGUUUUUUCCUCAGUGUCUUAGUUUUUCACUUGUUUGUGGUCAUGAUUUUUAAAUUAGGGUGUUUGGUUGGUUGUUUUUUUUUAUAUAUAUAUAUAAGUCAUGGGUUGGGGUUUUUUUUGUUUGUUUUCCCCCCUCCCCUCCCCUCACAGUGCUAUUUAAACACAUCCCAGGGCAUAUAUCCUCCUAUGAUUUAAUUUAAAACCUUUUUAGACAAUCCUUCCCAGGCCUGUAAGUUGUCUUUGGAGAGGAUGAAUAAGAAAUCUUAGGUGUCUGGUGUUGCUGGUUGUGGAAGGUGCUGCCACCCCCUCUUCCAGGCUGGCAAAAAGAUCUGUACUUUGGCUUCAUCACCUCCCUGCUGGAAUUAAAUCCCAGGGUUAAUGUUGUUUUUUUUUUCAAAUUUAGACUGAGUUUACAGACCAGUAGGCCCAGCUCCCAGCAUGCUGGGAUGACCAGAAAACAUCAUUUCUGGAGCUGGAGGUGCUUCCCUCUCUGUGGUACCAAGGGCUGAGCUGCCACUGCUGCUCUGAGCUUCAUGGAAAUGUUCCAAGCACACCCUGGUCUCACCUUCCAGCUUGCAAAUUGAAAAAGGAAAAAAGAAAACAAACAAACAAGCUUGGCACAAAGUCAGCCCAGACACUUGUGAUCACCUCAGUACACUCUGAGGUUGGGAUUUCUUACUCUUUUUAUUUUUUUUUUAAAUAGUGAAUAUAUUAGAGUGGCAGGUUGGGAGCUGAGGGCAGGGAGGGCUGAGCUGCUGCUCCUCGCUCGAGGAGGGGAAGGAAAAUGGCAAUAAAAGGAGCUCUUUGCUAGUUGAAAUGGGACAUCCUGUGUUGCAGGAGUCACUGGAUUUAGCUCAGGCUGCAGCCACUGGCUGUUGAGCUGCCACCAGCCUUUGAGCUACACGGGGCCUGGUGGAGCUUUUCCAGCUCAGGUGCAAUCCUGCUCAAGCUGUCAGGAGUGAUUGGAGACCAUGCUGACCAGGCUGGAGCUGCUGGGCUUGGCCUUCCUUGGAGCCUUGCUGGGCAUGGGGGCCUUGGCAGCCUCCAGCCUUCCCGUGCCAGUAGCUCUGGGUGCAGAGGAUGUUCUACACUGGGUACUGAGCAUCCUGCUUCAGGGAUUUAGGGAGUCCUGGGCUCCAGAGCUGGAGGGUAGAGAUGAAGUCUUCCUGUUUAUAUCCGAGCAGCCCUUCCCUUCCUUCUCCUGCAAGGCAGCUCCUGGAGCUGGGCUGUCUCCUCAACUUAGUUGGGUAAUGCUUGCCUUAAACACCCCCCCCCACUGAGCAUCCCUCUGGCCAUGGCCCUUGGCUGGGAAUUGAGGGUUUUUUUGACCACUCAGUCCUUCCUUCUCACCCUGGAGCAGCUCCCUGAAGAAUCCAACGGGCGCGCUGAGUAGUGGGGAAGAGGAUUUCUGAGCUUCUCUAGACAAAGGCAGCCUGAUCCCUGAGGAUUUGGUCCAUAGCACUUCAAGGCAACUUGGCCCUCAGGAGGGUUGAGGGGAAGGUGGUGAGAGGCUGGAGCUUGGCCCUGGGGGGGGGCCUGUUGGGGUGUCCUGAGCACCACGAGUGGGACAGAACCCCCUGAGCAGGGGUUUCCUGGGGUGAGAAACCAGGUUCCUUUCCCAAAGGAUGCCCCCUCCAUGGCUGUGUCCCUUCUUAAGGACCACCAGACAAUGACAUUUAUUGGGUUUUUUUUCCCUGGAUUUCAGGUGGCUGCUGCCACCUUGUUCAUCCUCACACCUCCCUUCCACCUUCUUGUUUCUCCUUGAGUGUUUUCAACAAGAUCUCACCUCAUCUGACCUUUGCCAUCACCCUCUUUUGGGAUCCCCCCCCCCCAAGGGAAUGUCCAGCCCUGCUGACCAACACAUCCUGAGCCCGGGAGCUGGGCAGGAGCAGCAGCAGCCUCCUUGGGAAGAAGAGAAAAGUUAAAGAGCAGAAGAAACUCCUUCCCUCCACCUUCUGCCCCUUCCACCUCCAACAGGUUGUGGGGCUUUUUUUUAUAUAAAUCCUCCUCUCUUUGCCUGCUGUGUUAUUUCUAGGGACAAACCAACUAAGUGAGGUCUAUUUAUAUGAAUGUUCCCAGCUCUUCCCACUCCACAAAUUCACCCAGAGACUGUCUUGAUUGUAUAAUAGACAUUAUAUGGAAGCUAUUUAUAUAUGAAUGAAUGUUUUUAUAGCAAGGAAGGCAAGGAGCUCAUGUUCUCCUCCAUUAAACUGGAAUGGCAGCUCUGGUUGCCAAAUCUCUGACCAACACAGAAGUGUUAGCCAAGGACUGACUGAUUUCUGCUUUUAAUAAACUGGUUUGCUGAUUUUUUUAAAUUUCUUUCCCCCCCCAAUUGUACAAUGACCUUAAGAGGUGGUAGUGUCCCAGCCUUAGAGAUGGAACUUGUAAAAAAUAAAAAAUAAGAAGAAAAAAAAAAGAAUUAAUUUAGUUGAGAAGAUGAAGGAGCUUUGUAAAAUUUUUUAAAGCAAUUGUGAAUUGUCCAGGCUAGUUGUUUCCACCCUUCUUUAUAUAAAAAAAAAACCACCCUAAAAGUAAAAUAGGAACUUUUACAAUUGGAAGAAGCUUUAUAGCUGGACUAGUUAUUUUGGACUUUUGUAGUAAAUCAUAGUAAAUGAAAGGGAAAGUUGCUGUAGCUUUUAGACACCCAAGUGUUCAGUACUGCUUCUUGUAUUGCAUUUUUCAAUAAAUUUUCAAACAAAACUGUC